AUGCAGGGUAUAAUGGAGGUUGUGAAAAAAAUAUGUCCAGAAGUGAAGCAUAGGUUGUGUGCUAGGCACAUCCUUGCUAAUUUCCAUAAAAAGUUUAAGGGUGAGUGCUACAUAAAACCUUUCUGGAGGGCUAUAAAGGUGACUACAAUUCAUAAAUUUGAACUUGCAAUAGAAGAGAUCAAGAGCUUUGAUAUAGGAACAUACAACUAUCUCAUUAAAAGGGACCCUAACUGUUUGUCAAGUGUUUUUUUAAGGUGGGAAUGGGAUGUGAUGCAAUGGAAAAUGGUGUUUCUAAGAGCUUCAAUGCUGCUAUUGAAGAAGCUAGAAAAAGCCAUUGAUCACUAUGUUAGAGGACAUAAGGAUUCUGGGCUCCAUAUGUUAGUGGAUAAAACCAUUUUGAGGUUGUGCAAGGUAAUGAAAAGUAUAGUAUUGGCUUGGAGAAAAGAGAAUAUGGAUGUAAAGGUUGAGGAAUAUGUUGCAGAGUGGAUUACUAAAUCUGCAUUUCUUAGGGCCUAUGAGUACACCAUACAUCCCCUAAAUGAUAGUACCUUGUGGCUCCACAUGCCUAAUGUUGACUGGAUACUACCUCCUAUUAGGAGGAGGUUACCUAGUAGGCCAUAUGUGAAAAGAAAAAGAGACCAAGCAGAAAAUGAACUCAGUGGGAAUACAAGACAUACUAUAAGCAUGGCAUGUCCAAGCUCUCCAGCUCCCAGUGAUCCAACACAUGUGAAUCAAGAUCCUAUGACUCAAGAUCAUGUUAAUCAAGAGCAUUUGAUUCAAGAGAAUGUCCAUGUGAAUCUAGAUCCUGAGAAUCAAGAUCCUGUGAAUGAAGUAUCUAUCAACCAAGAUCCUGUGAAUCCAGUACCUGUUAACCAAGUACCUGUGAAUCUUAGUGUUAGAGGGCCUAAGAUCCUUGGUGUUAGAGCAAGGAAGCCUUCAUAA
This is a messenger RNA of Lactuca saligna, 942 nucleotides long. The record is from the annotation of a GenBank genome assembly. NCBI's taxonomy places the organism in Eukaryota, Viridiplantae, Streptophyta, Magnoliopsida, Asterales, Asteraceae.